Rotaria socialis is the source of this 1242-nucleotide messenger RNA. The record is from the annotation of a GenBank genome assembly. Lineage: Eukaryota; Metazoa; Rotifera; Eurotatoria; Philodinida; Philodinidae.
AUGAAACCGCGUUAUAAUCUUCGUACUCACCCAGCUAAACUUAUUUCAACAACCAAUAAAAUUAGUCCUUCAAUAUCAUCUACUCCAAUUUCAAGAAAAACAAAAUUACAGCAUUCAACCGGGUUAAAAAAUAAACACCAUCGCCGUCAUAGCCUUCGUUUAACAUCAACAACAAAAUCUCGAACAGUCAUACAUGAAACUCAGGCAAAAUUAGAUGCCAUAGAAAAAGAUGAUAUGGAAGAAAUUGCAUCAAACAAUGAUGAAAACGAUAACUAUGAUGAAUUACUAUCACGUCAUCAUCGUCAUAUGCUUGAAGAACAAAAGGAUCGAAAACUUUAUGAACGAUAUGUACGUGGUCAACGAACUCUUCGUCGUUUACAAUGUCGUCGUACUCAUACAGCACAUUUAAAUGAAGCAACGCGUACACGUUUAUUACGUGAAUUAGAACGUGAACGUCGUUAUACUGUUCAAGAACAAAUUUGUACUCAUCUUGCUAAUCAUCCAAUUAUAUUUCGCCAUGGAUCUCAUUUGAAUUCUAAUGAACCAAUGAAUUGGACCACACUUGAAAAUGAAAUACCUCGACAGAAACAUUUCGAUACUAUACAUCAAUUAGACGUGAUGAUUAAUAAUUUAAAGAGAGUGAUGCGAACGUCAAAAACAUCAAUAUUAAAACCACGUCUAUCUGUUCAUGAACGACAAAAACAACGUUUAGCAACUUCAGCAACAAUUCCGGUUAAUCUCACGAAUUCCAAUGAGAUACAAUCCAAUGAAAUCAAUUCAACUAUAUCAUCAAUGAAUAUAACAACACCAACAAGUAUAGUAUCUCGUUUGCCAAUUGUACGAUUUAUUGAUGAUCCGUUACGGAUGAGUAAUUCACAACAUUUAACAUGCAUUCAAAAUGUUUUAUUAUUGACUAACAAUAACCAACAUAGCCGAAUUGCAACUAAUGAAAUCUCAACGCCAAUUACAAUUAGAAAGCAAUUUCAUCGUCAAAAAUCUAUACAUAUGAAUAUGUCUGACUCAUCACAUGUAAAGAAACGACCAUUGGAGAAAGAAAACUGUAGUGUCGUGACAUCUACGUUGAAUAAUCAUUUACAAUCAAAUCUUGUAUUGAGAGCGACAUCACCAAUGGUAUCAAUCAAACCUUCAACAUCGUAUCGUUCAUAUCCGAAUACUCGAAAACAUCCUAUGAAUAUGCAUUCAACAAAUCGACGACAUACAAGACUCUCUACGAAUGUUUAA